Molecule: messenger RNA, 1487 nt
Organism: Daldinia loculata
Lineage: Eukaryota; Fungi; Ascomycota; Sordariomycetes; Xylariales; Hypoxylaceae
Product: rheb small monomeric GTPase RhbA
Exons: 3
Coding region: 611-1174 (187 amino acids)
Biological process (GO): small GTPase-mediated signal transduction
Cellular component (GO): plasma membrane
Molecular function (GO): GTP binding; GTPase activity; GDP binding
Source: RefSeq, a predicted model, not a curated record
GGUUUGAGCUCUUCUGUUCCCAGUCCCUGAAGCGCCUGAGCGAUCAGCUCGUUCCAAGUAACAGAUAAGGAGAAAAGCCCCUCCCUCACAUCUCUCUUACUCUGACCUCAUAACCCAAUGGUCCUUAAUCUCUACUACGUGAUAUUGGGUAACAUCUGCACGUCAUAAAACACAAAUGUGUGCCUGAUCAAAGAACGUUUAAUAAGGAGAUCAACGUUGAAAAUAAUUAAAAAAAGGUGCGCUCAUCCCGCGCCGACUCAGAUCCCUAGAUCAAUAAACCAAAAAUCAACCUUACACAAUACGACACAAUAUCACAAUACACAAAUACACAAAGCGCGCAACGCACAUACCUAGCAACGCACAUACCUAACACAUACCUAACACAUACCUAACACAUACCUCCCGCACGGGAAAUAUUUACACUUUCUUGUUCCUCGUCGCUCGUCCCCCGUCCCCCUUCCCCCCACGCCGCACACACCCGACAAGCCCCGACGUGCCCCGACGUGUAAUGCAGCAUUAUUAUCCGUCAUGCUCAUGUGAGGUACCUAACAUAGAUAAUACCUGCAGUACACGACAAUCCUUAGUUGUGCCUCAUCUCGCCUCUCCGUAAAUGCCGUCACCGUCAAAGCAGCGGAAGGUUGCCAUCGUUGGCAGCCGAUCCGUAGGCAAAUCUUCUCUGGCGGUGCAGUUCGUCGACGGCCACUUCGUCGAGAGCUACUAUCCCACCAUCGAGAAUACCUUUAGCAAGGUCAUUCGAUUUAAGGGUCAGGACUAUGCUACUGAAAUUGUCGAUACCGCCGGCCAAGAUGAGUACAGCAUCCUGAACUCGAAACACUUCAUCGGCAUCCAUGGCUACAUGCUAGUGUACUCGGUCUCCUCGCUACCGUCGUUCGAGAUGGUGCAGGUCAUCCGCGAGAAGAUUCUCAACCACCUUGGCACAGAUUGGGUCCCAAUUGUCAUAGUAGGCAACAAGAGCGACUUGCGCCCCGAGCAACGCCAAGUUAGCCAGGAAGACGGCAAGAAGCUGUCGGAGAAGUUCAACUGCGGAUGGACUGAAGCCAGCGCGCGUUACAACGAGAAUGUCGGUAAGGCCUUCGAGCUCCUGAUCGCCCAGGUGGAAAAGUCACAGAACCCGAACGAGGCAACGAACGAGGGAAAGUGUCAGGUGAUGUGAAAAACAACAAUUUGAAGGAGGAAACCAAGGACAGGUUUCAAAGGAAAUACUACUACGUUGGAAUACCAAACGAACAAGGACAGCACAAUGGAACGUUUGGAACGUUUGGAAGGCUAGAAGGGGGAUCUCUGAGCCGCCGCAGGGUGGUGGAAUCUAGGUCUAGGUGCUACUGUGUUUUCGGACAGGUUACUGCUACUUUUUUCUUUCGGCUUUGCAUUAUGAACCACACAGGUUACUAGUUAUGAUGUCUUGAAGGACAGAGACGAUAAUUGCCAUGACUUGUAUAUACUAGUCAGAGCUUCAGGUCUGGUUA